Messenger RNA from Acromyrmex echinatior (Panamanian leafcutter ant), 627 nucleotides. It is a transcript of the gene Vha14-1, whose product is annotated as V-type proton ATPase subunit Vha14-1. Gene Ontology annotation, molecular function: proton-transporting ATPase activity, rotational mechanism. Gene Ontology annotation, cellular component: membrane; proton-transporting V-type ATPase, V1 domain. Lineage: Eukaryota; Metazoa; Arthropoda; Insecta; Hymenoptera; Formicidae. Gene Ontology annotation, biological process: proton transmembrane transport. The record is from RefSeq and is a predicted model, not a curated record.
CAAAAGUGCAAGCAACGCGAACAGACCUAAUGCAGCACGUGACAAGCUAUACGUUUCGUCAGCUGACGUGCAAGCGACAUUAGAAUAUAUUUUGGGCGAAAACUAUUUUUGCGAGAUUUAAUUUAUUUUCAAGACAAACACAAUGACGCUUCAUUCUGCAGGAAAGGGUAAACUUUUAGCGGUGAUUGGCGACGAGGAUACUUGUGUAGGCUUCUUACUAGGUGGAGUUGGAGAGAUAAAUAAACAUCGUCAGGCUAACUUUAUGGUUGUUGACAAAAAUACAGCAGUAAGUGAAGUAGAGGAUACUUUUAAGCGAUUUAUCAAGCGUGAUGACAUUGACAUCAUUCUUAUUAACCAGAAUGUAGCUGAAAUGAUUCGUCACGUAAUUGAUAGUCAUACUCAACCGAUACCCGCUGUAUUGGAAAUUCCAAGUAAAGAUCAUCCAUAUGAUGCCAGCAAAGAUUCUAUCUUGAGACGUGCUAAAGGAAUGUUCAAUCCAGAAGACAUUCAUUAAUAUAUGUAUGAUUAACAAGAUGAUAUGAUUAACAUGAUAUGUUAAUAAGAUUGCAUCAAAUGUGUAUAAUAGGAAUGGAAUUAUAUGUUCGGAAUUAUGUGUUUCAGUAUCUA